AAGCAAGCAAAUAACUGUAGCGAAGCAAGAGCUUAUGAGGCGAUAGCGCGAGAUCCUUGCCUCACCGGCUUCACUCCACGAUAUUUCAAACAACUUCAGAAGAAUGAUGAAUGUUUUAUCGAAAUUGAAGAUUUGUUACAACAAUUCGCAGAUCCCACUAAGACCAGUAUCAUGGAUAUCAAAGUUGGCACAAGGACGUUCCUCGAAUCUGAAGUGUCCAAUACGAAACGAAGAAAAGAUUUAUAUGAAAAGAUGACAGCUAUAGAUCCUGAUGAGCCGACACCGGAGGAACGAGCAUGUGGGGAAAUUACAAAACUGCGAUAUAUGCAGUUCCGAGAACGAGAAAGCAGCUCGGCCGAACUCGGAUUUCGUAUUGAAGCCGCCAAGAUUCGCACGUACGAGGAUGUAACCCUUACUUUAAUCGAAUUUUUCGGGACGGACCGGGAAAGAAUUCGAAGCAGAUUGCUAGCGCGAUUAAGAGCAAUGCGAAGAGCGAUUGAGAAGAGUCGGUUUUUCGCUACUCAUGAGGUUGUGGGCAGUUCUCUUCUAAUUGUGCACGAUAGUGAAAAAGUCAACUGCUGGAUGAUUGACUUUGCGAAAUCAUCGCCUGUUCAACCACCAAGGACUUUGGAUCACCGCACUACAUGGGUUCCCGGCAAUUCCGAAGAUGGUUACCUUACUGGAAUCGACAAUCUCAUUAAGAUCCUUGAAGGCUUGCCGCCUAUGGAAGUUCGACCAACGAAAGAGUUGAGGUGA
Molecule: messenger RNA, 756 nt
Organism: Strongylus vulgaris
Lineage: Eukaryota; Metazoa; Nematoda; Chromadorea; Rhabditida; Strongylidae
Source: the annotation of a GenBank genome assembly